GCCAUGCAGCCAGGGAUAUAGCACUUAAGCUCCUUCCUGCCUCAUUUCCCCUUUCCUUCUGAGAAGACAGGAAGCUAGUGAGGAGUGGAGGGCUUCUUGUCCAACUACGAUUCAGAAGGAAGCUUAGCCACAGAACCUGUGAGUACUACUGUGGUAGAGAAGAACUUGUAGAGACAGGUCCCAGAGAGAUCCACCCUAGAUUUUCUUUUCAAAGGUAACUUCUUCAUCAUGUGUUGUAAGACCUUUCAAGUUCAGGAAGAAGCCAUGUGCUUCCUUCCUGAUCACCUGACCCAAGGUAUCCAGCAGGCUUCCUGUGAGCAAACCUGAGGCUUCACUACAAGAUGAGCCACAGGAGUAACACAGGACCUGUCCACAGGCUGAAACUUGUGAUUCUUCUAUUUGCCCUAAGUCCAGAACUUCUGUUCCUGGGAGCCGGAGUGAAGCUUCAAGACAAUGGGUACGAGGGAUUACUCCUUGCGAUCAAUCCCCGGGUACCCGAGAAUCUGAACCUGAUUGCAAACAUUAAGGAAAUGAUAACUGAAGCUUCUUUUUACCUGUUCAGUGCUACCAAGAGAAGGGUGUUUUUCAGAAAUAUACAGAUUUUAAUUCCUGCCACUUGGACAGCUCAUAAUUACAGCAGAGUCAAACAGGAAUCCUACAACAAGGCAAAUGUGAUAGUGACUGAGCAGCAUGGGGUUUACGGGGAUGAUCCGCAUACCCUACAACACAGAGGGUGUGGAAAAGAGGGGAAAUACAUCCAUUUCACCCCUAGCUUCCUACUACGUGAUGAGUUAGCAGCUGGAUAUGGCUCAAGAGGCAGGGUGUUUGUCCAUGAGUGGGCCCAUCUCCGCUGGGGUGUUUUUGAUGAAUAUAACAACGACAAGCCAUUCUACAUAAAUGGACGACAUGAAAUUCAAGCCACAAGGUGUUCGUCUGACAUAACAGGAGUUUUUGUGUGUGAAAAUGGCUUUUGCUCUCCUGAAGACUGCAUUGUUAGCAACUUUUUAAGGGAAGGUUGCACAUUCCUCUACAACAGCCAGCAGAAUGCAACUGGGUCAAUAAUGUUCAUGCAAAGUUUACCUUCUGUGGUUGAAUUCUGUAACGCAAGUACCCACAACCAUGAAGCCCCGAACCUUCAGAACCAAGUGUGCAGCCUCCGAAGCACUUGGGACGUGAUCACGGACUCCUCAGACCUGAACCACAGCCUCCCUGUGCCUGGGGUUGAGCUUCCACCCCCUCCCACAUUCUCCCUCAUGCAAGCUGGUGACAGAGUGGUGUGCUUGGUGAUUGAUGUGUCCAGGAAGAUGGAGGAGGCAGACAGACUCCUUCGACUACAACAAGCAGCUGAAUUGUACUUGAUGCAAGUUGUUGAAACUCAUACCUUUGUGGGCAUUGUCACUUUUGAUAGCAAAGGAGAAAUCAGAGCCCAGCUGCAACAAAUUAACAGCGUCGAUGACCGGAAGCUGAUGGCUUCACAUCUGCCUACUGCUGUGUCCACGGAAGCAGACACGAACAUCUGUGCAGGGGUUAAGAAAGGCUUUGAGGUGCUUGAGAAGAGGAACGGAAGAGCCGAGGGCUCUGUCCUGAUACUAGUGACCAGUGGAGCCGAUAAGCACGUUAACAAUUGCUUGCUCACCUCGAUGAGCAGUGGAUCCAUCAUUCACUCCAUUGCCCUAGGUUCUUCUGCAGUUGAAACAGUGGAGGAGUUAUCACAUCUCACAGGUGGUUUGAAGUUCUUCAUUCCAGAUACAUUUAAUUCCAACCGACUGACUGAAGCUUUCAGUAGAAUCUCUUCUGGAACGGGAGACAUUUUCCAGCAAAGCUUGCAGCUGGAAAGCAUGUGUGAGGUCGUGCAACCCCAGCACCGACUGACGAACCUUGUGACUGUGGAUACCGCUGUGGGCAAUGACACGAUUUUUGUCGUCAUGUGGCAGACCGGUGGUCCCCCUGACAUUGUUUUACUGGAUCCCAGUGGGAGAAAAUACAACACUAGUGACUUUGUCAUCAAUCUGGCCUUUCGCACUGCUAGCCUUAGGAUUCCAGCAACGGCUAAGCAUGGACACUGGACUUAUACACUGAAUAAUACCCACCAUUCUCCUCAAGCCCUGAAAGUGACAGUGGCCUCCCGUGCCUCCAGCCUGGCCAUGUCCCCAGCCACUGUGGAGGCCUUUGUGGAAAGAGACAAAACAUUUUUUCCUCAGCCUGUGAUAAUUUAUGCAAAUGUGAGGAAGGGUCUGUAUCCCAUCAUUAAUGCCACUGUGGUGGCAACAGUUGAGCCAGAGGCCGGAGGUCCUGUUGAGCUACAGCUUUUGGAUGAUGGAGCAGGUGCUGAUGUUAUAAAAAAUGAUGGCAUUUACUCCAGGUAUUUUUUCUCCUUUGCUGUAAGUGGUAGAUAUAGCUUGACAGUGCAUGUCCAUCACCCUCCCAGCGUAAGCACCCUAGCCCACUCUGUCCCAGGAAACCAUGCUCUGUAUGUUCCAGGUUACGUAGUGAACGAUAGUAUUAAAAUGAAUGCACCCAAAAAACCGAGCCACAGACAUGUGGAGGAGCAGUGGGGUUUCAAUCGAGUAACCUCUGGAGGUGUCUUCUCAGUGCUGGGGGUUCCCGCUGGCCCCCGUCCUGACAUGUUUCCACCAUGCAAAAUUACUGACCUGGAAGCUGUACAAGUGGGAGAGGAUGUGAUGCUCUCUUGGACAGCACCUGGAGAAGACUUUGAUCAGGGGCAAAGUACAAGCUAUGAAAUAAGAAUGAGUAAAAGUCUACAGAGCAUUCGAGAUGACUUUAAAAAUGCCGUUUCAGUGGACACGUCAGAGAUAAUUCCUCAGCAAGCUGGUGCUUGGGAGAUAUUUACAUUCUCACCCAAGCUUCUCACCAGUGAACUUGAACGUGAACCUGAUGAAGAAACACAAGAGACCUACAGAGUGUAUGUGGCCAUGAGAGCCAUAGAUCGAAACGCCCUCAAGUCAACUGUGUCAAACAUUGCCCUGGUAUCGUUUUUUCCUCAAAACUCUGCCCCUGUACAUAGCAGAGAUGGUCUGAUACUGAAAAGAGCUUUCAUAACAGUGGGUUUGAUAGCGAUCAUUUGCCUUAUUAUAGUUGUAGCACACUGUACUUUAAACAGGAAGAAGAGGGCAUUAAAGAGAGAAUGGAGCGAAAUUUCUAUGAACAAAUAUAUAUAGUACUUCCUUCUUAGAUACAAUGCCCGUGACAUUUAUUAAAAAAAAAAAAAAAAGCCAACAAAA
Messenger RNA from Meriones unguiculatus (Mongolian gerbil), 3242 nucleotides. It is a transcript of the gene Clca2, whose product is annotated as chloride channel accessory 2. Gene Ontology annotation, molecular function: intracellularly calcium-gated chloride channel activity. Lineage: Eukaryota; Metazoa; Chordata; Mammalia; Rodentia; Muridae. Gene Ontology annotation, biological process: chloride transport. The record is from RefSeq and is a predicted model, not a curated record. The coding region runs from base 342 to 3179 and encodes 945 amino acids. The transcript is spliced from 14 exons.